AAGGCGGACUCUUUUCUCUUGUCUACUUUGUUCUCGGUGGCUGUCUGGAUUCUCUGUGGAUCAUUUCAAAUCCAACAAGGCCUCUUGGCAAACAGCGACUGGGAAAAUAGAAAAUGGUUGAAACUCGUGCAAUGCGUGCCCAUCGAAUAUUGGGAGAGAAAUGGAAUCAGAUAGAAUCUACGAAAGACGUCUUCGUCGACAUCCUCUCCCGGUUCUCUGCAGAGUCUCUUCAGUCCUAUAAGAGUGUCAGCAAGUACUGGCAUAAGUCAAUUAGCAAUAAGGAGUUCACUAAUAUGCAGCUAAGCCGAUCACAGGAGACUCCUUUCUAUAUAGCCUGUCUUCAGUUGGAUACAGAUAUGGUGCUGUACCUGAUGAAGCCCAGGGAAACGGUCAGUCACCAAUUCGUUACGAUUCCAGGCAGCAGCAAAGGCGGAAAUCUGAACAUGGUGUGUUCUUUCAAUGGAUUGAUAUGCUGCAUCAACGAUCCAGCAGAGGACGAAGAAGAUGUCCUUUUGCGGGACCUUGAAAUCCGCAUCUGCAAUCCCGCCACUGGAGAUUCACUACUUCUUCCUCAGGGCACUCCAUCUCUUGACAAAGAUCCGAGCAUUGGCGUAGGGUACGGCCCCGAUAUCAGCGACUACAAAGUUUUCCGCAUAUUUUGCGUUGGAAUGAAAGAACCUGGAGAGUACCAUGAACUUGAAGAAGGUGACGAAGUGGACCUGGAUGGAUCUUCUGAAAUGUACCUUUAUGAAUGCGAAGUCUAUUCAUCUAGCACUGGUUCAUGGAGAGGCAUAGGUCAAGUGCCUCGAAUUCCGAUGCGUAUUUUCAGUAGCACACAUGUAUCUACUCAUGUUUUUGUCGGAGGGAAGAUCUAUUGGCUAGUCGCUUCUAAGUACUCCGACACUCCGGGUUGUGUUCUAUGUACCGACAUGGAAGGAAACUUCAAACUUUUCAGGUUACCCGAUUAUGGCGUGACCUAUCACGAAGAAGAAGGAAUCUCCCCGCACACCUUUCUGAUAAACUUGAAAGGAUCUCUAUGCCUAGUGGUUGUACAUUUGCAAGACUUGGCUGUGUGGAUAUUGAAAGAAGAGGACGGUGAACCUGACUGGGAAUUGGAGCAUGAUAUUAUUCACUGUUUCGAAGUUGAAGAUGUCAUUAGGGCUGCAACUUCGUGCGGCGAUACCUUAUUGUUCGUGACUCAAGAUCAUUGGUAUAGGUACGAUUUCGGUCUCAAGACCUGGAAAAUGGAAAGCCCUUGUGUCGAGUUUUUCAUCCCGAUCGCUUUCCCUUAUACCGAAAGCCUUCUUCCAUGCAACGGAGGCGUGGACCCCGGAAGAAUGUGAAAGAAGAAGAAGAAGAAGAAGAAGAAGAGAAUGAUGAUUUCUGGGUUUUGUUUCUGGAGAUGAAUGAAGAGGUCACCCAUCUUCAAGUCUUUCUUUUUGUCUGCUGCUCACAUCCAUGGAUGGAACCAUCAUUCAUCUCCAGAAGCCUUCUUGAACUCAUCGUUUAUUGCAGCAGUGACAUGUUUUUUUUUUUUUUAAAAUGGGAUUUUCAGUUACAUUUUCAUGUCUUUUUUUUCCGGUUUAGGAUGUUGGGAUUUCGUGUCCGGUACAAUUUCUUCUCUGCAACUUCGGCUUUUAAGACUCAUUUCAUAUUCUCAGGAAAUAAA
Messenger RNA from Tarenaya hassleriana, 1669 nucleotides. RefSeq names its product F-box protein At5g07610. The record is from RefSeq and is a predicted model, not a curated record. The transcript has 3 exons. Lineage: Eukaryota; Viridiplantae; Streptophyta; Magnoliopsida; Brassicales; Cleomaceae. Gene Ontology annotation, molecular function: protein binding. The coding region runs from base 114 to 1343 and encodes 409 amino acids.